UUUUUCAACUCAUACUGCCUCAGACGGCCACCAAGCAGCUGAAGAGAGAGCAGCCAGACGGACCCAUCAUGUCCGACAAACCAGAUUUUGCAGAAAUCGAAACAUUUGACAAGACCAAACUGAAGAAGACAGAAACCAGAGAGAAAAAUCCACUGCCCACUAAAGAAACUAUCGAACAGGAAAAGCAAAGUGAAAGUACAGCCUGAGCAUAAAAUCGAAGAUGUGACUGCUGCUUCUUCAGUGGGGUUUUGGCUUCUGAGUUGGGUUGUUGUUUAAUUUUGCCCGUCCCACCCCAUAUUUGUUGCCCAUUUAUUUUAGGAAACAUUUGUUCAUUUAAUGUUCCCAGGAGAAGUUUGUUUGUGUUUGUUGAAGAAGAUACUAUGUAUUUGUAUUCUUAAAAUUAUAAUUCCAAUUCUCUAUCAACCCCAUUACUUGGCAAAAAAACCCAAUUUGCAUAGAACUUGUUUUCCUAAACCUCACAAUAAACAGCUUUC
Messenger RNA from Prinia subflava (tawny-flanked prinia), 494 nucleotides. Its product is annotated as thymosin beta-12-like. Lineage: Eukaryota; Metazoa; Chordata; Aves; Passeriformes; Cisticolidae. The record is from RefSeq and is a predicted model, not a curated record. Gene Ontology annotation, molecular function: actin monomer binding. Gene Ontology annotation, biological process: actin filament organization; regulation of cell migration. The transcript is spliced from 3 exons. Gene Ontology annotation, cellular component: cytoplasm. Bases 69 to 206 code for a protein of 45 amino acids.